AAAGAAAUAAAAAAAACUUCAUAUAUGAAAAGAGAAAUGUUAUAACUCUUUCUCUCUGAAAAGGCUUAACUUUUGAACGAAGCAAUCACGAGAAACCUUUGAAAAUCUCUCACUUUGGAUCCGUUCCUUAUUCACUUCUUUAACUUCCAAAACUCAACUUGUAUCCAAAACUUUCCUGGUGCUUUUCCGUCUUCUCGUGUGUCCUUUUUCCCGGAAAAUUUCCUCCUUCCUUUGUUAAUUUUCACCGGAAAGUUUCUUUGUUCUACUAAGGAAGAAAGAUGAAACCCAUUUGUUUCCUUCUCUGUUUCUGUUUCCUUCCUGUAAAAGUCUCUUCCUUUUGACAUAUUCUUGGUUUUCAACUUAUUAACAAAACCUCUGUUUGAAAAUUUCUUUUCCCUGAUUCUGUUUUGUUUUCUUGAGGGAAAUUAAUGAAACCGCGGCUAUCGAACCCAUGUUUUUGAAUCAGUUCAUGCACUUCCUGAAAUCUAUUCACACUUUCAGAAGGAAAACCGCAGUUUAACAGAAACAAAACAAAGCCCUAGAUCCUCUGUUUUUCAACCCCUACCUUGUGAUCCAAGCAUAAAGUCUCUUCUGAUUCAACAUGUCUAGUUCAUGUUUCAACCCGUUUCGUCUCCGGUGGUCUCUGAGAUCCAAAUUUCCUCCGGAGCCUGACUUCCCGGCCUUAUCCGCUCUCCCGUCUACCUCCAAAACCAACCGGUAUGCUGAAAAUGAGACGAUGGAGAAGAAAAGAUUCGACAGUAUGGAAUCUUGGUCGAUGAUCCUAGAGUCCGAGAACGUGGAGACAUGGGAAGCUUCCAAAGGCGAAAGAGAAGAAUGGACCGCAGAUCUUUCGCAGCUCUUCAUCGGGAACAAGUUUGCUUCCGGAGCUCACAGCAGAAUUUACAGAGGGAUCUACAAACAGAGAGCCGUCGCCGUGAAGAUGGUGAGGAUCCCAACACACAAGGAAGAGACAAGGGCUAAGCUCGAACAACAGUUUAGGUCCGAGGUUGCUCUGCUUUCUCGUCUCUUCCACCCUAACAUCGUCCAGUUCAUUGCGGCGUGCAAGAAACCGCCGGUAUACUGCAUAAUAACAGAGUACAUGUCGCAAGGUAAUCUCCGAAUGUACCUCAACAAGAAAGAGCCUUACUCGCUCUCGAUCGAGACUGUGCUAAGGUUGGCUCUAGACAUCUCAAGAGGAAUGGAGUAUCUUCACUCGCAGGGUGUUAUCCACAGAGACCUAAAGUCUAACAAUUUGCUAUUGAAUGAUGAAAUGAGAGUGAAAGUUGCAGACUUUGGGACUUCUUGUCUCGAGACGCAAUGCAGAGAGGCCAAGGGUAAUAUGGGAACUUAUCGAUGGAUGGCUCCUGAGAUGAUCAAGGAGAAGCCUUACACUAGGAAAGUCGAUGUUUAUAGCUUCGGCAUCGUUCUAUGGGAACUCACCACUGCAUUGCUUCCGUUCCAAGGCAUGACCCCUGUGCAAGCCGCGUUUGCAGUCGCUGAAAAGAACGAGAGACCGCCAUUGCCGGCGAGCUGUCAGCCGGCGCUAGCUCACCUGAUCAAGAGAUGUUGGUCGGAAAACCCGUCGAAGCGGCCGGAUUUCUCAAACAUAGUGGCGGUGCUAGAGAAGUACGACGAGUGUGUCAAAGAAGGGUUGCCUUUGACGUCACACGCAAGCCUCACGAAGACAAAGAACGCGAUUCUUGAUCGCCUUAAAGGCUGCGUCUCGUCCCUCAGCUCACCAUCUUCUUCUUCGUCCUCUGUACCUGUAAAUGCCUAGUAGUUAAAAGAUGUUUAAAUACCAUAAUCCUCUUUCUCAUUCUUAAGGUCACUAUUCUUUUUUAUAUUCCCACAAGCUAUUUGAUUGUAUUUUGCAUCUACGAGAUGUUAUUAUUUGAUGACAUCCACUUAUUUAGGCUAAUUAAUUUGUAUGAAAUAGAAUGUGUUUAGUUAUUAUCAUGAUACUUGUUGAACAUUAGUCUCUCAUUGUAAAGGAAGUGAGCUGAAAAAGAGUACGUAAGUG
Molecule: messenger RNA, 2020 nt
Organism: Thlaspi arvense
Lineage: Eukaryota; Viridiplantae; Streptophyta; Magnoliopsida; Brassicales; Brassicaceae
Source: the annotation of a GenBank genome assembly